Molecule: messenger RNA, 1221 nt
Organism: Fusarium sp. VM40
Lineage: Eukaryota; Fungi; Ascomycota; Sordariomycetes; Hypocreales; Nectriaceae
Source: the annotation of a GenBank genome assembly
AUGGCUCCUGGAUCGUUUCUGCGCUCACUUUUGCGCGGCUGCUUCUCUUCUGGAGACAAUUCUGACGCCGAGAAACAGACGAAAUAUCCGCAUUUGAGAGGAGGAGAAUAUUCUUCCCAGGAACGAUGCAGCACACGACGAAUACAGAAAUUUCCUGGAGCGAACAAGGCGCGACGUGGACCUGGAUCUGGAUCUGAUCACAAAUCUUGGCCCACGACGCGAUUGCAUGAUCAAGGUCAUGGUCAAGGUCAAGGAUCCAGGCAGAAUAAUCACGCGUCAGGUGGCCAAAAACACGAUUUGCAUCCAGUAGCAGUGACAGCUACUAGUCAUACUCCUAAGCGGAGGCCAGUGAGGCCUAAUCAUGAGAAGCCUCUCCCUGUGGUUCCACGUAAAAGUCCCCCACAACAGGAGCAACAGCAGCUGGAGCAGCAAAAGGCACUACUACCCCUGCAUGACCAGAACCACAAUGUUCAACAGUACUCUACAGAUAACGUCUUUACGCAUUCGUAUACGCAAACACGCGAACGCGAGACAGAAACAGAAUCAGAUGAAACUCAUGUCCAUGUGCUCACUCAGCAACCAACUGAGAGCAUCCGGACAUUCAUUUCGCACGACCGCUCAAUGAACCGCGAGGCCGUGUCUGAGGUAAUCGACAUGAUAGCCCUUCGCUUCAGCCACAUCCCCUACGCCGUGAGCGGUCUGGCCGCAAUGGUCUACUACGGCUACGACGCGAGGCCCUAUAAAGUGAGCAUCGUCUGUCCCGAGCACACGCGCGAGAACCAGAAAUGCUGGGCCAAAGCCCAGGGCAUGAUCCCCAUACCGCGCCGCUCCGAUAUCUGGGGGAUGGCCACCGCGGACGGCAUCGUCCACCAGAUCCGCGUGAGAUUUCCCUACGAUUUCGAGGACAUGCAUGCUUUAAAAAUAGGCAGCUCGGCCGUGUCGAUGCUCUCACUAGCGGGUCUAGCUGAUGAGCUGGCGCGCACGUACGUGAAUGAGCUGAAGCAUUCCGACCACGCCCGGCAGGACAACCUCGCGCGGGAGAUGAUCUGGAUUCUCCAGAGGAUCAUCCAGGUCAGGAUGCCCGAGCACAUGCUGACGCCCGAGAGGAUACCUCGUCUUACCAAGGAGACAUUCUGGUUGCCGUUUUCGCUGGCUUAUCCUGAGACGGUGCCGCUUUUUGCAAAAGCCGGGUGGAGGAUUCCCACCGACGGAUGGAUUUAA